Messenger RNA from Capsicum annuum, 1632 nucleotides. NCBI's taxonomy places the organism in Eukaryota, Viridiplantae, Streptophyta, Magnoliopsida, Solanales, Solanaceae. The record is from the annotation of a RefSeq genome assembly.
AUGAUCAAAAACCGUUCGCUUCUCCCUUCCUCUCCUCUCUUUAAACUGAGAAAGAAGAAAGAAGGACCGAGUCUUGCAGAUCUGCUGCUUCAGAUUCAUCGAGUUGGGUGCUGCUUCCUUCUGUUUGCCAAUGAGUCUCUUGAAUAUUUUGAGAGAGCCGUAGGGCCACAUUUUGAUGGUUAUUUAUAUCCAUAUAGAAAUGUGCCAUUGGUAACAGGUAGGUUGAGUCAGACCAUUCAGGGAGGUGGUAAGAGACGGUUGUUCGCUAUUUGCAAUUAUGUAAAACAGCGACUUCUGUUUCCUGUCCAUAAGUGGGCAAUGGAAGUUCUAUCUCGUAUUUCAACGGAUGGGACUUUCGACCAAGAGCGUCCCUUGCUGAAAUUGAGAAGAGGAAAGAAGAAUGAAUGUUAUUCCUUUGACUUGAAAUCGGCAACGGACCGUUGGCCAUUGAGUGUUAUGUAUUCCCUUAUGUCUUGUAUGUUUGGGUCUACAUUUGCAUCUUCAAUAGUCAACAGCUCUUUGGGUCUCAACACCUUUAUGGUUGGGAAACCAAUCACUAAAAGAAUGUAUGAGAUUGCAUUUCUUUGUGGUCAGCCGUUAGGUUACUACGGAUCAUGGUCUCUCUUUUCGUUGUCCCAUCACUAUAUAGUGUGGUUAGCGGCGAAGAAAGCAUACCCGCAUCUUAAUCGUCCAUUUAAGGACUACGCUUUGUUAGGUGAUGAUAUCCUAAUCACCGAUAAACAAGUGGCCCUGCAGUACAGAAAAUUACUGGAUCGGCUCGGCGUUACUAUUUCUGAUGCUAAGUCUAUCGUAUCGGACACUGGUGCCGUUGAGUUUGCCAAGAAGUUUUGGGUUAAAUCGAUGCAAAUUGAUUUAUCUCCAAUAUCUUUAAGGUUAUUAUUGUCCUGUAGGACAACUCUUGGACUCUGCACUGUGUCGAAUAAGUAUCCGAUAGGAAUAUCGGUUUUACAAAGAUUAGGCGGUGCUGGUUUUAGAGUUCGUUCGCGUCUUUAUUCUACCCAAUCUAAAAGAUGGGAAAGAUUGAAGGCGGCUGCACAAAAGCCAAACCGGUCACAUCCACUACCUCUAGAAUAUUGGAUUGGAAGAGGGAAGCCUCUCAAUCCUUAUCUGAAGGGGAAGAUAGUGGAUUUUCUCCGAAAGGAAUUAAAACCUAAGGAGAUACGUCUCUUCCCUGAAGAGAUGGUGUUCGAUAAAGAAAGGGAUAUCUUAGAGCACACUGUAAUCCACAAUUGGGUUAAAAUGUGGCUCAAAUGGUGUUCCUGGUAUUAUACGGUUGCGUUGUCUGAGGAUGUAUCCUUAGAUCAACUUAUGGAUGUUCCUAUGUGUAGCACAACUUGGAGAAGGUCAACUAAAGAUCUGGAUAUGAUCAAGUUCGGCCUAAUCUGGAAGUGUUAUGAUAUGGGAGCUGGUUGGGAUUUGACGACUACGCCAAGGUAUUUGUUAGAUCCUGAUACAGUAAUCCAGUUUAAUCGAUGGAUAUAUGGCGGUUAUAAAGGGUGCUGCUUCCUUCUCCUAGUUUUGUGUGUCUUUUUCGGCGAUCUCAAUGUAUUUCAGAUUCUGCUUUCAUCUUCAGAUGAAGGAGACAUCAUUAGCUCACUUGUCUUGGUUUAG